This is a messenger RNA of Talaromyces proteolyticus, 3939 nucleotides long. RefSeq names its product Hydantoinase B/oxoprolinase-domain-containing protein. Gene Ontology annotation, molecular function: 5-oxoprolinase (ATP-hydrolyzing) activity. NCBI's taxonomy places the organism in Eukaryota, Fungi, Ascomycota, Eurotiomycetes, Eurotiales, Trichocomaceae. Bases 1 to 3939 code for a protein of 1312 amino acids. The transcript is spliced from 4 exons. The record is from RefSeq and is a predicted model, not a curated record. Gene Ontology annotation, cellular component: cytosol. Gene Ontology annotation, biological process: glutathione metabolic process.
AUGGCACAGACUGGCAUUCGAAUCGCGAUCGACCGCGGUGGCACAUUCACAGACGCAUGGGCCCAAAUCCCUGGCCAUCCUACCGAUAUCAUCUUCAAAGUUCUUUCCGUAUCACCGGGCGAAUACGAUGAUGCGCCUACAGAAUGUAUCCGACAAAUCCUAGAGAUCGCCAGUGGCUCCGUCAUUCCCCAAGGUACACUUUUGGAUCUCGAGCCUGUGGAGUCCAUUCGGAUGGGUACUACAGUCGCCACGAACGCAUUGCUCGAGCGCAAAGGCGAAAGGGUUGCCUUGCUAAUUACCAAGGGAUUCCGGGAUCUUCUCAAGAUUGGAAACCAGGCUCGACCCAAUAUCUUCGAUCUCUCAGUACAGCGGUUGACUCAAUUAUAUGAGGCCGUGGUCGAGAUCGACGAGAGAGUUACGAUUGAAGGGUUUUCAGAGGAUUCAGAGCCUAGGACGAUUGACGUGGAUUCUGAUACGGAGCUGCAGAUUGGCCUUACGGGGGAAGUCGUGCGCGUGUUACGCUCACCAGAUCUGAAGGCAGUUCGAAAAGACCUGCUUUCCCUUUGGGACCGAGGCUAUCGCUCAGUGGCCCUUGCACUUAUGCACUCAUACACAUUUCAAGAGCAUGAGACUGCCGUCGCAAAGAUUGCGCGGGAGCUUGGCUUCAGAGUUACAAUCUCGUCAGAGCUACAAGCUAUGGCGAAAAUCGUUCCUCGCAGCCAGUCAGCUGUGGCUGAUGCUUAUCUCUCGCCUAUGACCGAGAAGUACUUGGAUGGAUUUAGGAAAGGGUUCAAGGGCGAACUAGCAGAUGAUAAUUCUAGAAAGGUCUUCAUCAACCAAUCCGAUGGUGGAUUGACCUCGGUUGCGAAUUUCUCUGGCCUUCGAGGUGUGUUGAGUGGACCAGCUGGCGGUGUUAUUGGCAUGUCUCGAACAUGCUAUGAUGCAGAGGAUGGAACGCCCGUGUUGGCGUUUGAUAUGGGUGGUACUAGCACCGACGUCGCCAGAUUUGCCGGAACCCUAGAGCACAUCUUUGAAAGCACCAUUGCCCAAGUGACUAUCCAGACUCCACAGCUUGACAUCAACACAGUGGCUGCUGGAGGUGGGUCAAUGCUCUUCUGGGAGAAUGGUCUAUUCAAAGUUGGUCCUCAUAGCGCUGGAGCCCAUCCGGGGCCAGCGUGCUACGGACGGGGGGGACCUUUGACCGUGACGGACGCCAAUCUCUUCCUCGGGCGCGUUAUUCCUGAAUACUUCCCAAUGCCCCUUGACUUGGCCAUUGUCAAGGAGAAAUUCACAUCACUUACAGCAGUCAUCAAUGCCGAGAAAGAUGGCUCUUCUCAACUCACGCCAGAGCAAGUGGCGGUGGGAUUCCUCUCAAUUGCGAAUGCAACUAUGACUCGCCCUAUCAGAACCUUGAGCGAGGGUCGUGGAUUUGAGACUGCCACUCAUAACCUUUGCUGCUUCGGUGGAGCUGGUGGACAGCACGCGGUUGCCAUUGCGAGAGAUCUUGGAAUUCGACGAGCGCUUAUCCCUCGCUACUCGAGUAUUUUAUCCGCGUACGGAAUGGCUCUCGCCGAUGUGGUCGUUGAGAACCAAGAGCCCGAAGCAACAUCUUUCAAUGUGGAAGUUAUCCCCCGACUCGAGGAGAGGUUUGCCAGACUUAAGAAUGCUGGCGUCGCAGGCCUACUUUCUCAGGGCUUCUCAGAGUCCCAGAUUCGCCACGAGCUAUUCUUGAACAUGCGUUAUCAGGGAAGCGAUACAGCACUGAUGAUUGCUAUGCCCAAGACCAACAACUUUGAAGACUUUGGAAAUGCGUUUGCCGCCCGCCAUUGGCAGGAAUUUGGUUUCACGCAGCCCCGAGAGAUUCUGAUCGACGAUGUUCGGGUGAGAAGUAUCGGUAAGGGUAUGGAUGUGAGUCUUUCCAGUCCAUGCGCGGAACUGAAGAAGUUUGUCGAUUCGCCGCCUUCGACUCCAAUUCAGCUAGACAGAAAAAUCAAGGUCUACUUUGAACAGUGUGGCUGGGUUGAGGUUGGCCUUUACUCGCUCAAGGACCUUUUGCCUGGCACCCGUAUCAACGGUCCUGCCAUAGUUAUUGACAAGACUCAAACGAUCAUCAUUGACCCAGCCAGCGAAGCUAUCAUCCUACCAGAGCAUGUCGUAAUUGAAAUUUCGGGAACGGAAAGGCCUGAAAUCAGUACUGAUGCCGUUGAUCCUGUACAGCUCAGUGUCUUUGGUCACCGUUUCAUGAGCGUGGCAGAGCAGAUGGGACAGACUAUGCAGAAGACCUCAAUUUCAGUGAACAUUAAGGAGCGACUGGAUUACUCUUGCGCUGUCUUCUCAGGAGAUGGCAGUCUGGUUGCCAAUGCACCUCAUAUUCCCGGCCAUCUGGGUUCAAUGAGCUAUGCAAUUGCCUAUCAAGCUCGCCGAUAUAAACCCGGCGAGUUGAAGCCCGGUGACGUCCUUCUAAGCAACCAUCCUAGUGCGGGCGGCACUCAUUUACCAGAUCUGACUGUCACCACGCCUGUCUUUGAUGAUGACAACAAUCCUACAAAGAUCCUCUUCUUCGUUGCCAACAGAGGUCACCACGCAGAUAUUGGAGGUAUCCAGCCAGGCUCCAUGCCUCCACACUCCACGGAGCUCUGGCAAGAAGGAGCGGCGGUGGAAUCCUUCAAGGUAGUCAAGGAGGGCGAAUUUGACGAACCGGGCUUGAUCGAAAUUCUCGUCGAUAUACCUGCGUCGUAUCCCGGCUCAAGUGGCACUCGUACUCUCCGCGAUAACAUCGCUGAUCUCAAAGCCGCGAUUGCUUCGAAUAACAAAGGCAUCCAUCUGAUCAAGUCAUUGAUCAAGGAGUACACUUGGCCUGUGGUCCAAUAUUACAUGCAGGCAAUCCAGGACAACGCCAGCCAGGCCACCCGUGAUCUUCUCAAGGUCAUUGCUCAGAAGUUCGAAGGACAGCCCUUGGAAGCAAUUGAUUAUAUCGAUGAUGGGACACCUUUGGCUUUGAAAAUAACCAUUGAAGAGAGUGGAGAUGCGGUGUUCGACUUUACCGGAACCGGGCCUGAGCACUUUGGCAACUUGAAUUGUCCGCCAGCUAUCAUGUACUCUGGAAUUAUGUAUUGCCUUCGAUCAAUGAUUUCAUCCGAUAUCCCACUCAACCAGGGCUGCCUCAAGCCCAUCAAGUUGAUUUGUCCACCUAAUACCCUCCUGUCUCCUUCCCUCAAAGCAGCCACCGUGGGUUCCAAUGUCGAGACAUCGCAACGAAUUGUGGAUUUGAUCUUCAAGGCAUUCCGUGCAGCCGCAGCUUCGCAAGGAACCUGCAACAACUUAACGUUCGGCUACGGUGGCACUGAUCCCGCCACUGGCGUCGUCACCAAGGGCUUUGGUUAUUACGAAACAAUCGCCGGCGGCUCUGGCGCUGGCGCAGACUGGGAUGGCGAGAGUGGUGUUCACACGCACAUCACCAACACCCGCAUCUCAGACCCCGAGACCUUCGAGAGACGGUAUCCAGUUAUCCUCCACGAAUUUUUAAUUCGGAAGGGAAGUGGUGGCGCUGGUCGACACCGUGGUGGUGAUGGGUGUAUCCGCGACAUUGAGUUCCGGUUACCAAUGCAGGUAUCAAUCCUUUCAGAAAGGCGUGUGGUUGCGCCGUACGGUAUGGCCGGUGGCGAGGAGGGGAAGAGAGGUGUCAAUAUCUGGCUGAGGAAGUAUCCAGAUGGGAGUAGCCGGUAUAUUAGUCUUGGUGGUAAGGCCACGACGCAGAUGAGCGCUGGUGAUCAUAUCAUUGUCUACACGCCUGGAGGUGGUGGCUAUGGUAAGGAUCCGAAUAUGAAGCAAGAACAGACAAAUUUGUACCGGCUGCGUCGAUUCUUCGAACUCAAGGGAGUGUUUCAGAGAGGAGUUCGACGGCUACUAGUAAUUGAGUCUAGCAUGAGGCGAGAUUAG